UCUUCGUUUUUGUCUUCCUCUCAUCCCAUUUUUUGGCUGCUAUAACCUGAUAUAUAAAGGUUCCUCUCAUCCCAUUUUUUUUCUUAUUCCUCACAAAACAAUCAACAAUCCAACAUGGCUCAGCCAAGGCUACUUUACUUUCUCUUUUGUCUUCUGAUAACAAAUUCUAUAUCUCAAGUUAUAGCAGCCAACACUACACAAAACUUCCACUACUUCUGUGAUCAUGAUAACGAUAGAGGAGACUACACGGCCAACAGCACCUACCACACCAACCUCAACACCCUUUUGUCCACUCUCAUUUCCAAUACAGAAACCCAUUACGGUUUCUACAAUUUCUCAAAUGGCGAAAACACUGAUAAAGUGUACGCCAUUGGGCUGUGUAGAGGAGAUGUUCAGCCAGAGAACUGCCGCACAUGCCUCAACGGUUCCAGGACCAAUCUCACUGAACUUUGUCCAAACCGAAAGGAAGCAAUUGGUUGGUACGAGGAUGAGCAGUGUAUGUUGCGCUACUCAGACCGCAAUAUAUUCGGCCUUAUGGAAAUUGGACCAGCUUUUUAUGCUAACAACGACAGGAAUGCAUCGGAUUUGGAUGAGUUCAAUGAGGAUGUCAACACCUUGCUACGCAACCUAAGCCGCAUAGCUGCAUCAGGUGACUCUCGUGUUAAGUAUGCCGCAGAUGAUAAACUAUCAGGUUCUAAGGUCAUAUAUGGUCUAGUUCAGUGCACACCGGACUUGGAAGAGUCAGAGUGCGCUAAUUGCUUGUACCAGUCCAUUGAACGUAUCCCAAUAGAUUGUUGUAAAGACAAGAUAGGUGGUAGGGUUGUUAGACCAAGUUGUAAUAUGAGGUUCGAAACAUCCUUUAAGUUCUAUGGAGAUCCAGCAUUUGUACCACCAGUUCCUACGGGAAAGAGAAACGCAAUUAUCAUAGCAGUAUCAGUUGUUGUAAUUGUUUCCGCGGUGCUUACUUAUAUGUACAUUCGUUUAAACGGGAGGAAUUCAUGGACAAAUUUGGAAACUCUACAAGAAAACCUAUAUGAUGAUGAUAAUGAUGGAAUUGACGCUUCUGAGUCAUUGCAAAUCAGAUUUAACAUCAUACGAGAUGCUACAAAUGACUUUUCUAAUUCUAAUAAACUCGGACAGGGUGGAUUUGGGGCUGUUUACAGGGGUAAGCUACCCAAUGGACAAGAGGUUGCCGUCAAAAGGUUGUCAGCUACUUCUAGACAAGGCGAUGCCGAAUUCAAGAAUGAGGUGCUUUUAGUGGCCAAACUUCAGCACCGAAAUUUAGUUAGACUACUUGGUUUCUGUAUGGAAGGAACAGAAAAGCUACUUGUCUACGAAUUUGUUCCAAAUAAAAGCCUUGAUUACUUCAUAUUUGAUGAAACCAAGAGAGCACAAUUAGAUUGGGAUAGGCGCUUCAAAAUCAUUGCAGGUACUGCUCGAGGUAUUCUCUACCUCCAUCAAGAUUCUCGAUUGCGCAUUAUCCAUCGUGACCUCAAAGCUGGUAACAUUCUCUUGGACGAAGAGAUGAACCCUAAGAUAGCAGAUUUUGGCGUGGCAAGGUUAUUUGUUGUGGACCAAACUCAUGAAGAUACACAGAGAGUUAUUGGGACAUUUGGAUAUAUGGCACCUGAGUAUGCAGUGUUUGGAAAAAUUUCAGAGAAGUCAGAUGUUUUUAGCUUUGGUGUAUUGAUGCUUGAGAUUGUAAGUGGUAAGAAAAUCACUAGCAUUCAACAAGGAGAGGAAACGGGAUAUCUAUGCCAUAUUGUAAGUCGGAAUGUUGUUCCGUUUAUGUUGUUUGGAGUUGGGAAGUAUGAAAUUUGAGAAGCUUACGUGAGUGAAAAAAUUGAUGCAUGCAGGCAUGGCGAAGAUGGAGUGAAGGAAGAGCAAGAGAUAUUGUAGAUCCUACAUUAAACAAUGGUCCAGAAAG
Messenger RNA from Vigna radiata var. radiata (mung bean), 1927 nucleotides. RefSeq names its product putative cysteine-rich receptor-like protein kinase 20. Bases 115 to 1821 code for a protein of 568 amino acids. Gene Ontology annotation, biological process: protein phosphorylation. Gene Ontology annotation, molecular function: protein kinase activity; ATP binding. The record is from RefSeq and is a predicted model, not a curated record. The transcript has 6 exons. NCBI's taxonomy places the organism in Eukaryota, Viridiplantae, Streptophyta, Magnoliopsida, Fabales, Fabaceae.